AUGUGGAUUCUCGAUUCGACCGGUGACUUUCUAGAAAGGAAGCGCGUAUGGCUGCGCCCUGGAAAGAAGUAUUUAUUUGGUCGAUUCUAUCGAGAUGGAGUCCGCCAUGCUGUCAACCACAAUUCGAUAUCCCGCAAGCAUAUGACCAUUGAAAUCUCACCGGUCAACCCGAGAGAUGGUUUAUCACCACGAGCGCGAUCGAAUAUCAUUAUAACCGAUUUGGACUCGAAGAAAGGAACUGUCGUUGACGAAAGAAGAAUCCAAGGAGAAUGCAAGUUGGAGAAGAGCGAUGAGCAUGUCAUCCAGCUCGCAAAAUACCAGCAUGCGCUCCGGAUCAAAUGGGAGCCCGUGGUUCUAACCUUGUCAGCCUCAUCCAAGGCGGUGCGAGGUGAGGAUCCUCUUUCCCACGUUCGCUCACGUUUAGAAGACCUCGACAUCAAGACCGUCAUGGAUUAUAUCGUUGAUCACACAACACAUGUGGUACAGCGUAAACGGAAUACAGCCAAGGGUCUUCAGGCACUCGUCAACGGAAAGUACAUAGUAGAUGAUUCAUAUAUCGAUGCACUCGUCUACGCAGCUACCCCCGGUGAUCUCGAGAACGUCGAGUCACUCUGUCCGCUCGAAACCGACUUCGAAUUGGCCUGGCCCGAUCCAACCAAACACCUCCCGCCUCCUGGGAAAGAGCCAACUCAGCGUCCUGCCGCUGCUUUCGCUCCGAAUUCCGCACGUCUUAAUGUCUUUGAGGGUUAUACGUUUAUCUUCGGUGAUUCAGCCCAGUUUGAAAACCUGCAAGGCCCAAUCAACAAUGGCCAGGGAAAGGCGCUUUUCUACGAAAUUGAAGAUGAGGUCACAACUGCCGCAGAUAUCGUUCGGUUCAUGAAAAAGGCUGCAGGACGGAAAGGCGUGGGCAGUGAGCGACACGGCCCCGGUGGUGUCGUUCUUGUUCGCUUUCGGUCAAAAGGAGAUCUCGAGCAAUGGUCUAUUGACAUCGGUAAUGAAGUGGCUCUAAUGACGGACCAGCGUGUGAUAGAGCAACGGGAGUUCCUUGACGCGAUUCUGGGAAAUGAUGCAUCACCCCUCUGCCGUGCCUUGCCUACGGAGGAGAGCUCUAGUCAGAUCUCCGCAUCUACACCAGCUGUCGAAGCUGAACAAACAAGCCAAGCCAUCGCUAUUGUGUCCCAAUCGGUAUCGCCGCCUGUUCCUGAGCCUAGCCAGCCCUCGAAAUCCCAGGCGAAGAAUCCCCGUGUGCGUGCAUACAUUAGUAAAAUGAAAACCUUCGAUGACGGAUUCGACAUGGAAUCUGUCCCAGUGUAUGCGCCUGAAGAAGAGGACAGCACCAAUAUCAACUCCACUCAGACCAUGGACGUUGAAACUCAAGCGCCCUCCCAAGCAACGCAGCCCUUGGAUAUAGUAAAGGAAGAACCAGAGGAGGAUCUGGUCGCUGAUCUUCUCCCGGGCGCCCGUGCAAUGAAGCGUCGUCGUGCGGAAAUGACUCGCUACCACCCAGAGAGUGAGGAUGUAAUCGCCAACUCCGAGGCCCCAAAACGCAAGCGGCCUAAACUCGACGUGCUCGAAGCCGCACGGAAGCACCGGGAAGAUGAAGAACAACAACGCAAGGAAGACUCACACCCAGCCGACAUGGGCGAUGUGGAUGUGGACCAAUUGAAGAACCUCGCCAUCGUGGAAGAAAUGGACAUUCCCAUCCGUAACGCACCCAUGCGCGAGGAUGAAAGCUCGGAUCGAUGGGACAAUCAAUGGAAUGGGCGCAAAAAUUUCAAGAAAUUCCGGCGAAAGGGCGAGCCGCGUAGUCGAGCUCGCAUCCAGACGGUGAUCGUUCCCCUAGAAGAAGUGACUCGCAAAGACUAUGGAAUCGGCGAUCACUAUUGGGGCAGCAAUUCUGCUGAGACGAACUCUCGAAUCGAGGUUGAAGGUGCAGACUCUGAGGACCAUCGUGAUGAAGUUGCUCCACGCUCCGAGCCGUCAGUGACUGCACGCAUCUCACCUGAACCAACUCCAGACCCAACUCCGGCUCGGCGUGCGAAGAGGCCUCGUGAGGAACGCGAUUCGGAUAGCGAUGAUGGACUUCGUUUCCGUUUCAGGCGUAAGCGCUAG
Molecule: messenger RNA, 2112 nt
Organism: Penicillium concentricum
Lineage: Eukaryota; Fungi; Ascomycota; Eurotiomycetes; Eurotiales; Aspergillaceae
Product: DNA damage response protein RcaA
Exons: 5
Coding region: 1-2112 (703 amino acids)
Biological process (GO): mitotic G2 DNA damage checkpoint signaling; double-strand break repair via homologous recombination
Cellular component (GO): Mre11 complex
Molecular function (GO): damaged DNA binding; protein binding
Source: RefSeq, a predicted model, not a curated record